Molecule: messenger RNA, 1401 nt
Organism: Homo sapiens (human)
Lineage: Eukaryota; Metazoa; Chordata; Mammalia; Primates; Hominidae
Gene: ZNF511-PRAP1
Product: ZNF511-PRAP1 readthrough
Exons: 9
Coding region: 31-1158 (375 amino acids)
Source: RefSeq, marked validated
GACAGGCUGCGCCCGCCCGCGCCCGGGGUGAUGCAGUUGCCCCCCGCGCUGUGCGCCCGCCUCGCUGCGGGGCCCGGGGCGGCGGAGCCGCUGCCUGUAGAGCGGGAUCCCGCGGCUGGGGCCGCGCCCUUUCGCUUCGUUGCGCGCCCCGUGCGCUUCCCGCGGGAGCACCAGUUCUUCGAGGAUGGGGACGUGCAGCGCCACCUCUACCUCCAGGACGUGAUCAUGCAGGUGGCCGACGUGCCUGAGAAGCCCAGGGUGCCCGCGUUUGCCUGCCAGGUGGCCGGCUGCUGCCAGGUGUUCGAUGCCCUGGACGACUACGAGCACCACUACCACACGCUGCACGGAAAUGUUUGCUCCUUUUGCAAGCGGGCCUUCCCUUCCGGACACCUGCUGGACGCCCACAUCCUGGAGUGGCACGAUUCGCUCUUCCAGAUCCUGUCUGAGAGGCAGGACAUGUAUCAGUGCUUGGUAGAAGGCUGCACAGAGAAGUUCAAGACCAGCAGAGACCGGAAGGAUCACAUGGUGAGGAUGCACCUGUACCCCGCGGACUUCCGGUUUGAUAAGCCAAAGAAAAGCAGAAGCCCAGCCUCAGCAGAAGCCCCAGGGGACAGUGGAGAGCGGUCAGAAGGGGAGGCCAUGGAAAUCUGCUCUGAGCCUGUGGCAGCCUCCCCUGCACCGGCAGGUGAGAGGCGGAUCUACAGACAUAGGCUCCUCCUGGUCACCAGCCUGGUGGUUGUGCUGCUGUGGGAGGCAGGUGCAGUCCCAGCACCCAAGGUCCCUAUCAAGAUGCAAGUCAAACACUGGCCCUCAGAGCAGGACCCAGAGAAGGCCUGGGGCGCCCGUGUGGUGGAGCCUCCGGAGAAGGACGACCAGCUGGUGGUGCUGUUCCCUGUCCAGAAGCCGAAACUCUUGACCACCGAGGAGAAGCCACGAGGUCAGGGCAGGGGCCCCAUCCUUCCAGGCACCAAGGCCUGGAUGGAGACCGAGGACACCCUGGGCCAUGUCCUGAGUCCCGAGCCCGACCAUGACAGCCUGUACCACCCUCCGCCUGAGGAGGACCAGGGCGAGGAGAGGCCCCGGUUGUGGGUGAUGCCAAAUCACCAGGUGCUCCUGGGACCGGAGGAAGACCAAGACCACAUCUACCACCCCCAGUAGGGCUCCAGGGGCCAUCACUGCCCCCGCCCUGUCCCAAGGCCCAGGCUGUUGGGACUGGGACCCUCCCUACCCUGCCCCAGCUAGACAAAUAAACCCCAGCAGGCCGGGCGCGGUGGCUCACCUCUGUAAUCCCAGCACUUUUAGAGGCCGAGGCAGGCGGAUCACCUGAAAUCAGGAGUUCCAGACCAGCCUGGGCAACAUGGUGAAACCCCGUCUCUACUAAAAAUACAAAAAUUAGCCGGG